AGGAAGUACAUGAAGCAUCUGCAGGCGACGGAUUUUCCCGGUGUGUCCGGCCACGUUCUCUUCGACGGUCCAAAUCGCAUCGGUAAGAUCGAGGUCAUCCAGGUGUGGCCGAAAAACGACUCCUUCAACGUCGUCCGCAGGUAUCAGAUGCAGAAAGAUGGCAGUAAGAAUGGCACGCUGGAAAAGACCAAUGAGAGUGUCCGAUGGCUGACACCAGAUGGCUCUGUGCCCACUGACGGCAUCCCAGACGCGGAGGUGUGUAACAUCGAGCGGUUUCGCGCGCAGCUGGGAGUGAGCUGCGACGUUGCCAUCGUCAUCGCCAACAUCCUUGGCAUCAGCGGCAUCGCCAUCCUUAUGUUUGGAGUCAUCUACCUGUUCAAGCGCAGGUAUGACAAGGAGGUGCGUGCGGACGCAGGAUCGUAUGAAGGAACUGGGACUGCUGCUGCUGCGACAUGCUAG
Molecule: messenger RNA, 459 nt
Organism: Priapulus caudatus
Lineage: Eukaryota; Metazoa; Priapulida; Priapulimorpha; Priapulimorphida; Priapulidae
Exons: 4
Coding region: 10-459 (149 amino acids)
Source: RefSeq, a predicted model, not a curated record